Molecule: messenger RNA, 687 nt
Organism: Trametes versicolor FP-101664 SS1
Lineage: Eukaryota; Fungi; Basidiomycota; Agaricomycetes; Polyporales; Polyporaceae
Exons: 4
Coding region: 1-687 (228 amino acids)
Cellular component (GO): mRNA cleavage and polyadenylation specificity factor complex
Molecular function (GO): mRNA binding
Source: RefSeq, a predicted model, not a curated record
AUGUCUGCUCAAGCCAUGGCUGAAGACCAGUUACUCGAGCUACUGCUUACCCUGAAGAGGACUACAGCGAACGAGGCGAGGACAAUCCUCAAUAGCCAGCCGCAGAUCGCGUAUGCGCUCAUGGCCGUCAUGGCCGACGUCGGCGCAGUCAAAAUGGAGGUUGUACAGGAAACAAUCGCAAAAUACGGCGCAUUGCCAGGAGCAGCCACCCCUGCACCCGCCGCACCCGCCGCACCCCCGCCUGUCCCACAACCAGCCCCCGCAAUCCCCCCGCAUAUGCAGUCUCAAGGUCCUCCUCGCGGCGGCACGCCUACCUACCCCCCAUACGGCGCGCCACAAGGAUAUCCCCCGCAAACUCCAAGCUAUCCCGGAGGGCAUGGGUAUGGGACCCCUCCGCCAGGGCCGGGAUAUGGCCCUGGGGCACACGGCCACCAGCCCCCGCCGCAUGCUGCCCAUGCGCCGCCUCAUAUGCAGCCGCCUCAACACCCUCAUAUGCACGGUGCGCCGCCGCCUGCAGCGCCUUCGUCUGCUGCACGGUUGCCGGAUGCGUUCGCUGGACUGCCCGAGGAGCAGAAGGCGGUCAUCCUUCGGGUCAUGCAGAUGUCAAGAGAAGAGGUAUAUGCGAUGCCUCCGAGUGAGCGGGAAAACAUCAUUAAGCUGGUUGGUGAUUCCUGUGUUGCCCUUUAA